CAACGUCCUUGCUCUCAAGGUGCACGGCGCUUUCCAUUUGUUUGUGCACUCAGAAAUGACGAUGAAGGCCCCUUCGACUCUACUUCUACGAGCUAUGCUCCGCCCGCAACAGCCCCUAUGUCAAGUCAGAUGGAAGUCUGAAUGGAUGCCCCGAGAGAAGUACGCGAAAAUUACAACCCUGGACAAGCUACACCGAAGACAAAAAGCAGCCGUCCGGAGAGAGAGGCAGGACAGCGAAGAUCGCGCUGCGAACAUGUAUCCGGCCUCAACUCCUCCAGCGACACUCUCACAGACGUCGCAGCAACAAACACAACACCAAUCACCUCCUCAGCAGCCUUCUUUUCUCAAGAGCCAAACUCAGGACCAUAAUCUAACACCUACCCUUUCCCCGCUUCCGUACUUGAUCGCGCGCACUCCUUCGCAAAACCUCCCGAUCUACCAGACCACCAAGGCCGGCGGCUCCAAACACAUCACGACAAUUCGCAAGAUCAAGGGUGAUCUCCAAGAGCUGGCCACUGCUGUGCGCACCGCCUUGGGACUUGAGGAAUACAUGACCGACGUGCGAGGGCGGAAGAAGGCCAAUGUCGUGAUCAACUGGACGACAAGACACGUGGUUGUGAGGGGCUGGAGAGGCCCAGAGAUCAAGCGGUGGGCGGAAGUGAGUGGAUUUUGACAAAAUGUAGGAAGAAAGCAAAAAAUGAUGAGGACAACCGGGCAGACCUGGGCAUAUGAGCGGCAUGGACAUCAUACGGUCACGACGCGGUGAUGUUGAUGCGACAGAGAGUUUCGUCUGACUGGCCUCCCUUGCUCUCUCUGUGCCUCUCAGAUCAGAUUCGAUGACAUUCAGAGCCACGUUAUAGUACGGAGAGCUUUAUUAAGCACAGAGGGUGGUUAGGUUCAGAUCUGCGGGAACAAGAUUCCUGUUGGGCUAUUUGCUGUGUGGAGGGAUGCAAAAAGAGACAGACCCAGUCUUGAGAUACAUCAAUAUUCCAAGAGUGAGGCAGAAAUCCCCAACACGCACGCAUGUAUUUUUAACAACGUCGCUUUCUGGUCCUCUCUGUCCACAAUUGUGAAUUGAUGCCCUAAGCAUUGAGCCGCAAGAUCAAUAGAAGCGCAUCUCAAAAGACUAAGCUCUUCCCUCG
Cladophialophora immunda is the source of this 1142-nucleotide messenger RNA. RefSeq lists its product as uncharacterized. Gene Ontology annotation, cellular component: ribosome; mitochondrial large ribosomal subunit. Gene Ontology annotation, biological process: translation. The transcript is spliced from 2 exons. Lineage: Eukaryota; Fungi; Ascomycota; Eurotiomycetes; Chaetothyriales; Herpotrichiellaceae. Gene Ontology annotation, molecular function: structural constituent of ribosome. The coding region runs from base 56 to 673 and encodes 205 amino acids. The record is from RefSeq and is a predicted model, not a curated record.